This is a messenger RNA of Aspergillus costaricaensis CBS 115574, 5244 nucleotides long. Its product is annotated as putative SNF2 family helicase/ATPase. Bases 1 to 5244 code for a protein of 1747 amino acids. Lineage: Eukaryota; Fungi; Ascomycota; Eurotiomycetes; Eurotiales; Aspergillaceae. The transcript is spliced from 2 exons. Gene Ontology annotation, molecular function: ATP-dependent chromatin remodeler activity; ATP hydrolysis activity; ATP binding. The record is from RefSeq and is a predicted model, not a curated record. Gene Ontology annotation, cellular component: nucleus.
AUGGGGCCUGGCGGAGAUCCUCUCGAUUGGACGGUCGAUGAGGUGGUGCAAUUCCUGUGUCGGAAUCCGCAGACUCCAUGGUCUCGGUCAUCAUCGCGUGCUCCACGACCGGACCCUGUCACAUUUGAAGCUACGCUUCGGGAGAAUGAAAUUACCGGCGAGGUGCUGCUGCAUGAUGUAGACAAGGAGACUUUACGGGAAGACCUUGGCGUGAGAGCUCUUGGCCAUCGUAGCUCUAUACUUAUGGCAAUCCGUUAUCUCCAGCGAAAGAGUCUCAAGUUCCAGGAAUCCAGAAAUUUAGGCAGUUUGUCUGAAGAUCACGUCGACUAUGCGAGCCCGGUUGUCUCUCGAAUAGACAAUUCAGUGUACCGCUUGCCCCCGUCCCAGAAUGUGACACCACAACGAGCGCCUCACCAAAUUCCUCGUCUGCAGACUCCUUCAUCCAAACUCCCGCCGCAGGAGCCUUCCGGAGAUCGCCCCAAAGCUGAUUUUGAACGUAGAGCUGAUUCUGUGGAGCAUCGCAAUCCAACCGAGCCUGCAAGCCGUCCUGCUACUGUUCAGCGAACUGAGGAAAACACGCCAUCAACUGCAGAACAACCACCUGAAAGACGCAUUCGGCCUGGAGAGGAUUUGAUUGUCGAUGCUCAUGGCAAGAAACGAAGAAAGCUCAAUCUUAGUGCCUUGGCUCAGGAUGAGUCUGACCAUAAUGUCCCAAAACAGACAAGCAGACAUAAAAGCCCCAAUGAGUGGUACAUGGGUCCGGAAGAGCUGAAUGUAUCCAGGCUAUUCUAUGCUUCUGACUCAGACUAUGACCCAGAAGAGAGUGACCGGACCUUCUCAAUAAUCGGCUCCAAAAUUCCAGCUGGCCAGCGCAGAUUCGUGAACCGGAGACUUCUCUAUUUCCUGAAGCAGCGGCCUGUCAAGUUAAGCUCCACGCAGUCAGCUUUGGUUCCCUAUCGAGACUUAACCAAGCAGAAGAGUAAACCGUGGAAAAAGGAAGUAGUCAUAGGCUCCAGCAGCCCAAGGGCGUGCACCUUGUAUACUGUGGAUAAUGGCAGAGUCACAGUCUCCAAAGACGAACUACAGAAGUGGCCGCAAUUGGUUCAGUCGGAGAAGGCUGAUAGCGGAGGCGCAAAGGACCAUGACCCCUUUGUCUACUUGUUACGAAAAUACCCCGCACAGGACGAUGAUGAUGAUGGCCUUGAUACCCUUCCGCUAUAUGGAGACUCAGGAUCAGAGGGAGAGUACGAUGACGACACAUGGCAGGAGAUUGAGGAUGAACGCCAGGAACCAUUGCCGCGGCAAACAAUCCUUACAUCUGCUGAAAUCAAAGCUAUCAUUGCAAGUUGCAUUUCAGAAUAUGAGAACAAGUGGCUGCAAGAUGAAAAGAAAAAAGAAGAGCCAAAGGCACGGAAAAUUUGGUUAUCUUCCAGGAGAGGUAAAACCACUAAUGAACAAAUCAAGACAUUCACACGCGAUAUCAACCUUCUGGAACGACGUCUGGGUGUAUUCACGAAAGCGAUAGAGGAAGGUGAAUAUGCAUCCCGAAAAGAGCUACAAGUACAGUGCCGAAGCCUGGAGAACACCGUCAUCAACAUCCAGAAGCAGAAGUGGCUUAUAACCGUUCUUGAACUCGAGAAGUGUCCUCCAAAAAUGGCUUUCCCUGCGAGGCCUUUGCCUCCUAAACGGCAAAGCAUUGGCGAGGAUGAAGAGUCACUCGGCUCGGAAACUGAUAAUGGCACUUUUGAUGACGACUCACUUGAGGACUUCAUUGAGGAUGACGACUCUGUCGUCGAUCUCGUCGAAGAUGACGAUUUCCGCCAAAGCCUUACCCCUUCGUCGGACGACGAUGAUAUCAUUAGUCCUUCUGGACGAAGGCGAAAACUCAGGGCUAGGGCACAUCCUUUCGUCGUGUCCAGUUCUCCCUCUCCUCCGCCAAUUCCUGAAGGGCCAAUAGAAACUAUUGAUCUAACCGGCGAUGAUCCAUUGUCUGAAGAGGAUGAUUUUACCGUCGAGACGCCCCCACUGAACCCAGCGCGACAGACGCCGCAAUCUGAACGUGUCGUGUCAAGAGACAUAUCUCCUGCACCAAAGCUUCCUCCUAAAGUGUAUUCUGCAAAUUCUGCGAGGCCUCAAAUAGAUAUAGUAGUGGACCUACCCGAAAUCAACGAUUUUGACAAACUGAAAGGUAUUGCUUGGAGGCUCCUGGAAGAGCGUCAUGACCGUUGCAGACUCCUGGCAAAGUUGAUAGCAUCACUGGCAGAUGAAGAACGACAGAGAUUGACUAGGAUGGUUCCGACAUAUGACGUAGAACGCCUGCAACACCUCACAGACAAUGCUUUGAACAGACUGUCUAGAGGCAAGGACACAUUGCCUCAUUCGAAACCUGAUGAGGCUAGUUUUGUCUUGCGCACGGCAUCACUCUUUAUUUCAUGGAUAAACUGCGCUCAUUAUCUCGUGAAGGGCUUCCCAAAAGCCCAUGUUUGGGAGGCAAAAGCGCGUGUCGCGGAUUUUCCCGGGUUUUGCAAGGAACUCUCCUGCCGCUUGGAUGCGUAUCAAACCUGGGAUUUAAACCGGCAACAGACCGCCAUGGCUGCUUUUGACUCACCCCACAAGAAAAGGAAACGUGAAGUGAAGGAGAGCCAAGCCGCAAAAAUGAAUCAAGAAAACGCCAAACUUCGUGUUGCUAUCCAAGAGAGGUUGAGGCAGAAGCUUGAACGCAAAUUGGAAAGCAUGGGUGUCAGUAAUACUGAUGCCACUCGCCAGGCUGUCAGCUUUGGCGAUCCUGUCAUCUACUUGGACCCUCAUAUCGGACAGCGUGUCAAACCUCAUCAACUGCAUGGCAUCCAAUUUAUGUGGCGAGAGCUGACUGAGGAUGGUGGAAAACAUCAGGGCUGUCUGCUAGCUCAUACGAUGGGCUUGGGUAAAACGAUGCAGGUCAUCUCCCUCCUUGUGACUAUAGCUAAUGCAGCUGCUUCUGAGAAUCCUUGGAUCAGGAAGCAAAUUCCAGAUGACCUUCUUCGAUCUCAGACCCUUAUUCUGUGUCCGUCGUCGCUGAUCGAAAACUGGUACGAAGAGUUCAUCAUGUGGACCCCUAAGGAUUCGGCCAUCGGGCCUGUGAACAAAAUCACCAGCUCGGCUUCUUUGUCGGAAAGACUGGAUACUGUGGGCUCUUGGAAUGAAGAAGGCGGAGUACUUCUUAUCAGCUAUGACAUAUUUCGGACAUGGAUUCAUAAUAAAGAAACAAGCAAGAGAGGCCAACCCCUUACGGAAGAGCAGCACGAGAACAUCAAGAAGUGGCUUCUGGAAGGAGCCAACAUCAUUGUUGCUGAUGAAGCUCAUAAAAUGAAGAAUCCCAUUUCUGGCAUUACUCUUGCGGCCAUGCAGUUCCGCUCUCAGAGUCGCAUUGCAUUGACGGGCUCUCCUCUUGCCAAUAACCUUGUGGAUUACUUUACUAUGGUCAACUGGAUUGCAAAAGGCUAUCUGGGCGAAUUUACAGAGUUCAAGGCUAACUUUGUAGAGCCAAUCGAGGAGGGGCUGUACGUGGACAGCACACAUAGCGAGCGGCGGCGGUCUCUUGUGAAGCUUCAGGUCCUGAACAAGAUCCUUGAACCAAAGAUCAACCGAGCUGAUAUCUCUGUCCUCGAGGGCAGCAUGCCUCCCAAGGUCGAAUUCGUCAUUACUGUUCCGUUAACGGCUGUACAAAAGUCCGCAUACGAUCUAUACGUGCAGUCAGUUCUAGAGGGCAGUGAAGACGUUAGCAGGAUGAAGCUACUGUCUUGGCUAGCUGUUCUGGGUCUCUGCUGCAAUCACCCAACUUGCUUCAGAGAUAAGCUACUCAGCAGAGCCAGCGAGGCUCAGAAGCUCGAUAAAUUACUAGACGGCGCCGCGAUUGAACCAGCCCCGGGUGACGAGCCUAUCACGCAGCUGGGUCUGGACGUUGAAACUCUCGUGUCCAAACAAGAGCAGCUCUUCUCCACUGUUACUGACAUGGGCGCCGCAACACUAUCCUGUCGAGCCGAAAUUCUGAACAGGAUCAUCGCAGAGUCCGUCCGGGCUGGAGAUAAGGUGCUUGUGUUUUCCCACAGCAUACCUACACUCAACUACGUCGAGAACGAUAUCCUCAAGGCGUCUAAUUGGAAGUAUUGCCGUCUAGACGGAAGCACCCCAAUUGCCAACAGACAACAUGCCACCAAGCUAUUCAAUCAAGGGUCUGCAGAGGACGUGUACCUGAUCUCCACCCGUGCUGGCGGCCUCGGCCUAAACAUCUUCGGUGCUAACCGUGUCAUCAUCUUCGACUUCACAUUCAAUCCCGUCUGGGAGGAACAAGCCGUCGGACGUGCCUACCGCUUAGGCCAGAAGAAGCCCGUCUUCGUCUACCGAUUCAUCGCAGGCGGCACUUUCGAAGAAGUCAUGUACAACAAAGCCGUCUUCAAAACCCAACUUGCCUUCCGUGUCGUCGACAAGAAAAACCCAAUCCGCUUAGCCACCAGGUCCCUCGGAGAGUACCUCUUCCCAGCAAAGCAAACACCCCAGCAAGACGUGACAGAAUGCCUCGGAAAAGACCCGGAAGUCCUCGACAGAAUCAUCCGCGCGGACGCUCAUUCCGAUGAAAGCCAAAGACUAAUCCGCAAGAUCAAACUUACGGAGCUGUUCCAGAAAGAUGACAACGACAAGUUGACCGAGGACGAGAAAAACGCUGCCCAGCAGCAACUCGAUGACGAGCGGCUAAAGCGUACCAACUACGAAGCUUAUCAAAAGAUGAUCGUCGAAAGACAAAGAAUGGUCUUAGCACAGGGAUCCGCGCCUUAUGGCAUAAAUCCACAAAUGCAUGUCAGCCCACUACCGUCUCAACGACCUCCACAGCCCUUUACCCCUCAGCCAUCGGCACCUGCACCACAGCCCACCAUCCCAGCAAGUGCACACAACGUUGGCCCUCCGGCUCUGGCUCCAGACACGAGCAUCACACAACAAGCUCCACAGACACCUAUUGCGAUCCCCGGCCUAACGAUGACCAGUCCUGACCUAUCUCAUGCUCGAAGCACUCCUGCAACGCCUGGAAACAGCACACACUCCAACACCUCUGAUCCCGCCCAAAACACCUCUGCUACCGCUACAUCAGCACAACCUACUUACGGCGGCAGCGGCGACAGUACUACUGAAAACUCAAGCGCAAUAAGAGAUCACUCAGAGCCACCGCAAGAUUUGCAGGACCAGAAUAAGCCGAGCUGCAGGCCUCAGUGA